UGCAGGGAAGAAUGGGGGGGGAGAGUUCCACACAUCAGAAAACCUAUCUUCAUCAUCAUCACCGAUAGCGCAGAGAGCAGGCGGCUUUGGGAAAUCGAUUUUAUGUAUUGUGCUCGGGGUGACGGAGUGAUCAUUUGUGCUGGGGAUUGUACGUUUCAGCUGUGUUCUGGCGUAAAAUUCCGGUUCUUGAUUCCGCACCUAUUUGGGUAGCGUGUGUAUGUGUCCGUGUGCGUGUGUGUGUGUUUGUAGUGCAACAGCGAAAAAUGGGAAAAUCUUGAAUCGCUCCCUUGUGCGGUGCUCAUUUUGUGAUCUACUCCCCCCCGGAUCAUCCCCUCCCGGAGGCCUUUCAUUCAAAACAGCUGGAACGGUGAAAAACGGGAGUCUGCGUCCCGCGUGGCAAUCUGCGCACUAUUUCCUUGUUGAAUUUCUGCUCUUCCGCCCCACUGCGGAGGGAAAGUAAAUCGCCAGCGGCGAGUUUUGUGAUUUUCCAUGAAGCCAGCUAGUUAGUUUAUUCUUUUAUUUUAAGCAUUAUGAAGGAGAAAAAAAAGAUUUUCCUUCCCGUCCUGCCUUUCAUAGCUUGUCCGACCGAGGGCAAUAACGAGAGCAUAAAGUAUGUUGCCCGGAGAGAAGAGGAAAAUUCGUACGAACCAGCCGUAAAGAGCUAGAGAGAGAGCGAGAAAGUGCAAGAACCCAACGCAUCAACGGCGACAACGAACGGCCGUGCUGAUGUACUCGAGAGCGCGCAGAAAAGCUUGUGCGUGGUAUUUUUCGAAGCGGAAGCUGGUUCCAUCAUCCAGCGUAAACCGGAACGGAGACAACCAUCCACAGAAACGAUAGGCAACAUCCUGCGAACGCCGAGAAGAUCCCCCAUUCACAUAGGACAGCGAUCUGUACCCUUCCUUUUGGCCACGGGUUUCCCGUGGCGGGGGUCUGAUGGUAGCAGCGUUCGUGGAGGAACGAGAAUACAUCGGCUUCUUUUUACAUGUCAGAUUUUCGGAAUUUGAUUAACUCCAAACAUUUCAAAAUAUGUCCACCAGGAAGGAACACGACGGGAAAAGCAUAUCGUGAAUGUUUAAAGAAACGAUAAAAUAGCAAAAUGUGUGUUGGUUGGUUGGUUUCGUUGUUCGGGAAAAUCUCUAUUCUGAAUCUUCUCUUCGUUUCCAUUUUUACACAUACAAACAAAACCACACACGCACACACAACCCGAGGUGAGAUUGAGUUAGGGUGUUGGAAAACAGAUUAGCAAAUUUCGUUGUGUAGUAGGCCGCCACUGCCGUCCCGGUGACGUGCUUGUGACGUUGUGCGUGGUUUCUGAGCUCGGAUGAAAAGCGUUUGCCAAAAACAAGAGCAAAAAUAAGAUCAACACGUUUGUCAAUGCAUAUUUUGCCACACAGGUGCAGAGGAAACUGCCACACGAGGUCGAAAUUACAUCUCCGCAAUUGUUUGUGAGCACCGAGAGUGCAGUUGAGAGUGAGCAGGGCAAAUAAUCCUGGGAGGUUGUAGCGAUUUUUCUUCGCCUAAAUUUCCACGCAUAUCUUGCGUGGCACUCGUGUGUGUUUGUGUGGGUUUGUGUGCGCGCUUGUACAUGCAUAUGUGAAGUGAUUCGGGAAAAUCUCAACACAUGGCUUUUGUUAUCACAUCCCUUUAGGUGCUUUUUUGUGUUUUUGGUGCAAUGUGCUGGCCGUGAUAGUCUGGUGGUAUAUCAUCUAAAAAGGAACCUUGCCGUCCCGAUCCGCCCGCCCUACCCCAGCAUCGUGCACGGUUUGAAGUGUGACGCGUGUUUACCGCUGGCCGUGUGUGCGGCUGAAGAAAAGGUGCAUCGUUGCUCGGAGUGAAGAGAAAAGUGAAGAAGAAAACAACAACAACCAAAAGAGAGAGAGAGAGAUCAAAAAUUCUAUAUUUAUCGAAAGUGGACACAGUCGCAAGGUUUGUGUGCGUGUGUGUGUGUUAGUACUAGUUGGUUUUUCCCCUUUUCAUGCCAGCGAUUGUGUUGUUGUGUCGUUGGCUGUGCUGCUGCUAGUGGCAACAUCAUCAUCAUAGGCGUCCUGCGAAAAACGGUGUGUGUACUCGCGCAGCGGGGCUUUCCACGCGCUGAAUCGCAGUAGGCGUGAGAGUGACAGGAGCCACACAGAACACCACAGCCCUACUACACAUUACUACUGCCUGCUGGUUUCGCGAGAGCGUGUGCGAGCGAACCGGGAAAGUCCCUCGAUUGGUCGGCAGGAUAUCCGCCGGACUGAACAGCAAAGCCGGGCAGCUGCUGCCGGGCGUGGAACAUUUCGUUGGGAAACGGAUUCGCUACCACGGAGCUGGCCGGACCGACAUCACCAUCAAGCGGUGCGCUAUAAUGAAGAGGCGCAAUGCCGACUGUGGCAAAAUACGACGGCCCAUCAAGAAGAACAAAAUUGCGGAACAGAUUGGGAGCAACACCCUGCUCUACAUCAAAUUCCUCCUAUUAUGGGCGUCCGUAAUAACAGCAGACUUUUUGCUCGAAUUCCGUUUUGAAUUCCUAUGGCCGUUCUGGUUGCUGCUUCGUUCGAUAUAUGAUUCCUACAAAUAUAAAGGAUUGGCAUUUUCGGUGCUGUUCGUCUGCAUAGCGGUGACAUCCGAUUUGGUAUGUCUAUUUUUCAUCCCCGUUCAGUGGCUAUUUUUCGCCGCCAGUACAUACGUUUGGGUCCAGUACGUCUGGCAUACAGAUAAAGGAAUCUGUUUGCCAACGAUAAUACUGUGGAUAUUGUUUGUAUAUCUGGAGGCUGCCAUACGAUGGAAGGACAGUCGCAAUAUACCGCAUCUCAAUCUUUGCCGACCGUUCGCCGCUCAUUGCAUUGGCUAUCCGGUGGUGACGCUUGGGUUCGGUUUCAAGAGUUACGUAGGCUUCCGCAUACGGCAACGCAAGCAGCGCGAGGUAGCAAAGGAUAACGACUUCUACAUGCAGCUGCUGCAGGAAGCACUGCCGAAGGAGGAAUCCAGGGCGCUAGAACCGCUGGCCGACGGGGCUACCGGGGCGGGCAGUGAGCAGUUGACUUCAACGAAGGAGCUCGUACCCGUAGCGACGUCGGGCAACAACCAUAGUCUGAACAGUAGUAGCAACAGUGCUACGAGCAACCGAAGUGAUACAGGGCAGCAUCACCACCACAAUCACCAUAAUCACAAUCAUCACCACCAUAAUCACCAACAGCAGCAGCAUCAUGCAAGUCACAGUAAGAGCGCGCAGAGCUACAAAUCGUCCAGCAGUGGCUCCUCCUCGACGACGCAUGUGAAUGGGCACGUCAGCAGUGGUAGCUCGCCGUCCUCCUCGUCGACCAGUACGAUGAACGGCGGCCUAAAUCACGCUUCACACCAACAGCAAGGCUCUUCCAAGCAUCGGAAAAGUUUGGACAAGGAUAGCAGCAGCAGCAGCAGCAGCAACAGCAGCGGCAGCAAUGCGUCAUCCAAUUCAACCAGUACGUUUAAUGCUGGCAGUAAGAUGAAUGGUGGUAGCGGUGGCAGUGGAGGUAACUACUCCUAUCACCAGACCACCACAUUCCAACAGAACGGUGGUAACGCUAGCACCACCAGCAGUAGCUCCAGCGGCAGCAGUAGCGCUGGUGGUGGUAGCGCCACACACAGUACAAAAGAAAACUCGAGCACGGGAAGUCGUGGCGGCGAUCAUAAUGGUAACAUUCACUGCAACGGUGGAGCUGUGACAAAGGAUGCAAAAGAUGGAUCCGGGCAGAGUCUGGCCGCUCGUAAAGAUUACGACAAGGAGACAACGAGCAACAGUAGCAGUGCGGCCGCCGGUUCGAUCGGUUCGUCUUCUUCGAGCUCCGCGAAACACUCCAAUCGUUCCAAAAGUCCAACCGAAAGCAGCACGCAUAGUGUGGCGGUGGGAAGCAGCAAAUCGAACAGUAACAAACAGAACGGCCACAUCAGUUCGCAAUACCAUCAGCCGGAGCUUGUACAGCAGGUGGCGUGUACGGAAGUAGCGACGGCUGGGUCAGAAUCGAAAGGGGGUGGUGGUCGUUCCGGGCGCAAAAAUCGGCUCAAGAAAGCUGCCGAGCAGCAGGCUCAACUGUCGGCAAUUGCUAAACUUUGUGCUACCCUGGCGCUGGCGUCCUCGGUGACCACGCUAACGACAGCGGCCGGGGCCACGUUGUCAUCCGGUGGUGGUGGCGACAAUGCAACAACCAUCACGUCAGCUUCGUACACCGGGGCUGGCAGUGUGCCGUCUGCCUCCGUUAAGGACAAUCACCAACACAAUAGCGAACAGGUGAAGGAAUCUGGCGAUGGCCGGUCUAGCAGCAGCAGUAGUGGCGCCCGAGACAGCAAAAAAGAUGCCAGCGGUAUGUCAGCAAAUGGAACAGCGAAAGCGACCCCAGCGGCGGCAGGAUCGUCGUCUGGGCAAGCUUCAUCUGCUGGAGCAGCACCGCCAGUCGCUACUACCGUGGUAGUGCAGAAGGUGUGCGAAUCGUGCCCACGGCUCGAAGGUGACCUAAAGAAGUUGCGGGCUGAACUGUCAACUCAUCGACAGACAGAGAAUGAGCUGCGUCAAAAGUAUGAUUCCAACACGGGCAACCUGAAAUCGUGUCUACAGGCUAAGCAGAAGGAAUACGACGAACUACAGAGCAGAUACCAAGAGCUUAGCAGCCAGCGGCAGCAGGAACGGCAAAAUUUGCAAACCGUUGAACGACGGCUGGGUGAAGAGCGGCGCCACCGUCAAUCGCUCGAGGCUCAGCUGAACAAUGAGCGCAAGUACCGGAAGCAGGCCGAGGAGAAGGCGGCGCGCUCCGAGUGUGGCGAGUCGUGCAAGAUGAAAAAGCAACAGAUGGAAAUGGAAAUCGACAAGCUGCAGCACGAAGUGAUAAACGCGGAGGAGGGCAAGCUGAUGGCCGAAAAGCAGGCUCGCAACUAUGAGCAGGAGAUGAGAAAGUACGAGCUACAGCUGCGAAGCCGUGAAUCGCAACCCAACACAGAAGUGUUGAUCAGCGCUUUGGCCGUGAUGCGGGAAAAGAACGAAACGCUGGAGAAGAACCUGUCGGCCGAAACGAGAGUUAAGCUGGACUUAUUCUCAGCCCUGGGGGGCACCAGGCGAGAGGUGGAAAUUCUCACCUGUUCCUUGCGAUCGAAGGAAAAGGAAAUACUCGAUCUUAAUGCAAAAAUCGUGCAGCUCGUGGCGGUCAUGCCCAACGAUGCCCUCGGGCUGACCAGCCAUGGUGGGGGAGGUGGAACGGACGGGUCGUCGAUGAUGCGAUUGGCCGACGCACCACAGCUUCUGCCGCAAUCGCUGUCGAGCGGGCAUCUGAACGGGAUGGGGCCGGUUAGCGGUGGUGGAGCUGGGGGAGGUGGUGUUGCUGGAGGCACAGGCGGGGUAGGCGGUAUGCAUCAAACCAGUCAGCAGCAGCAACAGCAGCAGCAACAGCAGCAACAGCAACAACAACAGCAGCAGCAGCAGCAACAACCAAGCCCAUUGUCGCACAUGGUGGUGCAGAACGGACCAUCGUUCUGCAGUCAAUUAGGUAGCCUCGGGGUGCUAACAUCCACGAUGACGACGCUGCCCUCGUCGUCGGUGCUGGCCGGUCCGAACUCGAGUGCGGCGAACAAUGGCUGCGGCGUCGUCCACCCGUCGUCCGGUACUGUCUGCGUCGGUUUGCCAUCGCUGGGCGGCCCUGGCAGUGGCAACAAUGGAGGACAAAUAGUACAAAUGCAAAACGCAAACAGUGGUGGCGCCAACGGCGGCAACUGUCCCUCCAGUCUCGAUCCGAAUGCGACGAUUUACACGCCGAAGAACAACGGCAUGGUCGGCGGCACCGAAGCCUGACCGCAUGAGUUAUCGUUUUUCCCGCCCGGCAAUGUCACCUUUUCAGCGCUCCCAUCGGCAUCCUCGCUAGCGCUGUUUGUCAGCCUGGACAGCAGCGCUGGUGGGACCGUCAGCACCACUGCUACAUCCACUGCUAACGCCAGCGCAACAAAUCCAAUUAGCAGCAGCAGCAUCGCCACCACCAACAACCUGAUCAGCGCUAGCGUGGCCAACCUGGCGCAACAGUUCAACGCACACCAUGCUCAACAUUCAGUGGCCGGUUCUGCUGCAAGCAGUUUGCCGUCACACUCAACGUCGCUGCUGACGCAAACGAAUCAUCCUGCCCAUCAGCACUUUCAGCAGCAGCAGCAGCAGCCGCAACAGAAUUCGCAGUACCAUCCGCAACAGAAACAGCAAUCGCAUCAUCAACAACAACAGCAGCAUCGACAACAUCCGCCAAACGAUCCGUUCGUUUAAUUUGCUACAACGCAUCACGCAUCGGAAACUUUCUUCACGUUCGAUUUGUUGUGUUUGGUUCGUUGGGUUAAAAUUUUCUACAUUGAACUUCUUUUUUCUCUCUCUUUUAA
Messenger RNA from Anopheles coluzzii, 6363 nucleotides. Its product is annotated as macoilin-2. The transcript is spliced from 8 exons. Gene Ontology annotation, cellular component: rough endoplasmic reticulum membrane; nuclear membrane. Gene Ontology annotation, biological process: chemotaxis; neuronal signal transduction. The record is from RefSeq and is a predicted model, not a curated record. NCBI's taxonomy places the organism in Eukaryota, Metazoa, Arthropoda, Insecta, Diptera, Culicidae. Bases 2348 to 5797 code for a protein of 1149 amino acids. Gene Ontology annotation, molecular function: microtubule binding.